This is a messenger RNA of Penicillium roqueforti, 3222 nucleotides long. RefSeq lists its product as uncharacterized. The coding region runs from base 1 to 3222 and encodes 1073 amino acids. The transcript has a single exon. NCBI's taxonomy places the organism in Eukaryota, Fungi, Ascomycota, Eurotiomycetes, Eurotiales, Aspergillaceae. The record is from RefSeq and is a predicted model, not a curated record.
AUGGAUGUUGACUCUCCGAACCUCAAUCCCCGCAAGCGACUCUCGGGCCUACUUCUGCUUGGGUCAUCCCCGACCAAGGCGCAAGAUCCUCGGCUUGCCGGUGCUGUUAGGCAAUCAGUUGAUUCCCAAUCGUCAACUGCUCAACAGGCACACCUAAACCUCCCCGCAACACCCGCCCUCAUCCAGAAAUCCCCUGCGAAAUCGCUCCCACAGGUGUCUCCACUCUCGAUUCCUAACAGCGCCGCGGGACCUACGUCAAUAGAAAGCCCAAGUGCGCCCAUUCGUCAAGGUGCAUUGUUCAUCUCUGAUUUGGUCAACUCAUUGAUCAAAGUGAACAAGUGCGAGGAAGAGAAAGAGAAACUCCAAAAUGAGAUAGUUUCUAUCACCAAAAACCUACAGAGGGCAAAACAAUCUCAACAAUUUCCGAGCGUCAUCGCUCUCUUCCAGCAGCAGCUGGACGCGGCCAAAAAUGAAUUGGACAUCCACGUCAAAUCGAUCAUGCAGCAUCGAUUACUCUCCAAUCAGGCGCAGGAUAAUUUCAAUUCGACGUUGUCGCAGUACAAGCCUCAAUCCCAGCUUGAAAAGAUACCUGAAAGGGUCGGGAAUCUGGAGUCCACAAUCAAGGAAAUGAGGGAAGGCCUAGGCCCAACCAGCAGCGGCGAUAAUCCAAUGAAAGGAAAUGCCGAAUUCGACAGAGUCCAGACGCACAUGCGAAGCCAGGGCCAAGAUAUCGAUGAACUCAAAAGAAACCUGGACAAAGUGCAGCAUUCCCUAGAGAACCCGAAUGGAUUGGACGAGGUAAUGGGAUACAUGAAUAGGAUUGCGAACUCAGUCUCCCAUCAAAUGAAACGCAAUGGUCAAUUCACGAAUAAAAUCUCAGAACUUGAGGAUGAAGUGAAGGCUGCCGACAAGAAGUUUGAUGACAAGAUCUCCACCGUCGAGAAGAUGGUUGACACCGUCGAGGAAGAAUUGAGAAAUUCCAACCAGAAGCUGGAGACCAAUAUCUCGGAUCUUGGCGGCAAAUUAAAAACUGCGAAUGAACACGCUGAGGGCAAGCUUCGUGACAUUGAAAGCAAUCUCAGGUCGCUCAAUAAUAAACGACAUGAUCUCAACAAUAGCGCGUCGACUCAAAUCUCACAAAUUGAAACUGACCUGGAAACCCAAAGGCAGGAGACCACGGCGCAAAUAACCGCUCAAGAAGAUCACCUGGCCUCACUCAGAACCCAGCAACAGAACAUCGAUAACGGCGGUGGGCCCUCGUCAGAAGCAACACCAACUCCCCACAGCGGGGUGCUUACAAGAAUGGUGUCCCUGGAAAGAAGAGUACAGGAGUACACAACUUUUCUCAACAAGAUUAAGGACCUCCAUCAUGAGGUGGAUGUCGCCCGUCUGGAUGAGUUGAGCGCUUUACGCAGAAACCAAGAGUCGAGCCAGAAAUCACUGGAAACCAAACAGCAUGAAAUUUUGAGAAAGGUGCAGGACCUGACCGCAAACUCCAAGGAAAUGAACACCAAUCAAAAAAUAUUCGCCGUGGGCCUUCACCAACUUAGGACGAGUUUGCCUGAGAGCUUGCAGCGCCUCCAAAACGACCUCAAAAACGGACUAGAUGCAUUUGAAACCCGCCUUACUCCAGUCUCCGACCUUCCUCGGGCUGUAACAAAGUGCGAAAGUAAAAUUGAAUCUCUCUCUAGGGGCAUUCGGUCAUUAGAAACACGGUGGUCCAACAUUACUACUGGUGACUUAGUCAAUUCUAUGGCACAUGCCAUGCAGCAAAUGUACCCCUCUGUUGAUAAACUCAGUCAUCAAUUGACGGCCUACCAGACUGAAAUUGACGGCAGAAUUUCUGCGCUCCAGAGAGAUACAGAGACGUUCAAGGCAGAUACGAAUCGAUUCAAGGCAGAUACAGGAAAUGCCCAGGCCUGCGCAGCAAGGUCUCAAGCAGCACAUGUGUCAUCCGAGCAGCUCCAGACCUUGACUCGGUUGCCGACUUUGCUCCAAGAGGUUAAAGGCCUUUCCGACAAGAUUGCACCGAUUGAGAAAGCAAUCAAGGAGCACAGUGAUGAGUUUCAGAGAAAUCUUCAUCAAUGGAGUGAUUUAUCCAACAGGAUCUCCGCCCAAGACGACACCAUCGGAGGCAUGGAUCAAACGGCCUCUGAGCAGUCUGCACAAUUUGACAACAUCAAUCAGUCCAUAAGAAAGAUCGAUCCAUUCAUCGGUAAGAUUGAUGCUCAUUUCUCGGCACUCGAAUCCGUCCAAAAAGCGAUCGCCGAGUUAAGAAAAGCCGCCGAGGAGAGAGACGCUACCACGAAAAAUGGUCUUGGCAAUAUCUCGAUGAGGCUAGAAAGCCUGGAAGGUCGGAACAAAACCGAAGAUGAAGUUCUCAACGAACUUCGGAAACAGAUGAAAGACUUGGAAGCCCGAAGCACAGCGGAGAAAGCGGAUCUUGGGGUACUCAGGACAAAGCUCAAAGAGUUGGAAGGUCAUAACGCAACCGAAGAGAACGAUUUCGGCAAACUCCGGGAAAAGGUGAAAGCCCUUGAAGAGCGGGAGCCUCCGGUAUCUUUGGAGAAAUUCACUGAGCAGGGGGAUGAGGUGAAGAUGUACAUCAAACGUCUGAGGAAAGCUGAAGAUACUUUCAAGGCGCUUGCAGGGGGAGCAAAGAUUUCCGAUAUUCUUGAUAGACCAAUGGAGGAGCGCAUCGAUGGACAGGAAACUCCUCAAUCACAACCAAACGGCCGUGCUUUUAUUCCAAGACUUACCACAACCCCCAAGACAGUCCCCAUGGGCCCUGCUCUAGGUUCAUAUCAGCCAGUGCAGGUCAACGGGAAGGGUCCGGCCGAAAAUUGCCCACCAAGCGGUUCGAAGUCAAAUCACACUGCGAUGCAGGCUCGACAGCGCUCACAAACGCCCAGUGGACCCAGCUCCGGUCAUCCGUCGCCGUAUCCUGGCAAAUCCGCCGAACCCCGUCAGGUUCAACAUUUGAAAGGGAAGCGACGGGUCUCCUCUGUAAUAGACUCCGAUGACGAAAGAAACACAACCGAAUGCUCUUCGGUAAUUGACUAUUCGCCGGCUCCUAGCUCUUCUGGUCCGUCAUAUUUUGCUUCGGGCUCCAACAGAAAAGACAAGAAGAGGGCAAAGAAGAGGGCGGAGCAGGCAGAAGAUCUGUUUUAUUCUUCAAGCAGACCAGGCAAGAAGCGAAAGCGGAAUAAGCAGGAUGAAUGA